Molecule: messenger RNA, 2404 nt
Organism: Vespula pensylvanica (western yellowjacket)
Lineage: Eukaryota; Metazoa; Arthropoda; Insecta; Hymenoptera; Vespidae
Gene: Zw
Product: glucose-6-phosphate 1-dehydrogenase
Exons: 8
Coding region: 274-1827 (517 amino acids)
Biological process (GO): glucose metabolic process; pentose-phosphate shunt, oxidative branch
Cellular component (GO): cytosol
Molecular function (GO): NADP binding; glucose-6-phosphate dehydrogenase activity
Source: RefSeq, a predicted model, not a curated record
AUAAUCUUUCUACUUUUAGUAUCUUGAUCGUUCACUAUACCGCGACGAGUAAGUUUUACGUCUUUGCGCAUUUUCCUUAGGCGCUUAGAAUAAAGGAACGAACGUGAUCUAUCGAUACUGUCGAUCAGUUCGAGUUACGAUGUCAUAGCGUGCAGAUGCCCCGAUAACGUACUUUUUAAAAGCGAACUUUAUUUUAUAAAAAGAACGUCACUGUCAUCGUUUAACUUUACAUUUCUCCUUGACAAUUUAUUUUAUAUUAUCAAAAUUACAAAUAUGCUGAAAACAUCCACGGAGGAGAGUCUGCAAUUCAUCCGACAAUCUUUAAAGUCGGAUGAAAUGGAUCACCUCGAAGGUACCCAUUUUGACAGACUUUUGCCACACGUGUUUGUAACACUCGGAGCUUCUGGUGAUUUAGCGAAGAAGAAGAUCUAUCCGACACUCUGGUGGCUAUUCCGAGACAAUCUUUUACCAAAAACAACAACAUUUUUCGGUUAUGCUAGAAGCAACAUGACUGUUAAACAAUUGCGAGAAAAGUGUCAUCCUUAUAUGAAAGUUAAACCGGAUGAGGAAUAUAAAUACGAGGAAUUUUGGAAAUUGAAUCAUUACGUUAGCGGUACCUACGACUCAGAGGAACAUUUUAGAUCGUUGAACAAGGAAUUACAAAAACAAGAACAGGUCUCGAUGGCUAAUAGACUUUUUUAUUUGGCUUUACCACCCUCCGUUUUUGGAACGGUUACUGUGCACAUUAGAAAUGUCUGUAUGGGUCAAAAAGGUUGGACAAGAAUUAUCAUAGAAAAACCAUUCGGCCGAGACGCAGUUUCGUCUCAACGUCUUUCCGAUCAUCUUGCAUCACUUUUCGACGAAGAACAGAUCUAUCGGAUAGAUCAUUAUCUUGGAAAAGAGAUGGUUCAAAAUCUAAUGACUUUGAGAUUUGGAAAUAGGAUAUUCAAUCCAAGUUGGAACAGAGAUAACAUAGCUUCCGUACAGAUAUCAUUUAAGGAACCGUUUGGUACUCAAGGAAGAGGUGGAUACUUCGAUGAGUUUGGUAUAAUUAGAGACGUGAUGCAAAAUCAUUUGCUGCAGAUACUCUCCCUCGUUGCGAUGGAGAAACCUGCCUCGUGUCAUCCAAAUGAUAUCAGAGAUGAAAAGGUUAAAGUUUUAAGAUGUAUAAAACAAUUGGAAUUGGACAACGUAGUUUUAGGACAAUAUGUAGGAAAUCCAGAGUCCAACAAUCCCGAGGCUCAUGCAGGAUAUUUAGAUGAUCCUACGGUACCUCCAGGUUCAAACACUCCAACUUAUGCACUAGCGGUACUGAAGAUUAAUAAUGAACGAUGGGAUGGCGUUCCCUUUAUUCUUCGAUGUGGGAAAGCUCUGAACGAGCGCAAGGCCGAAGUUAGAGUUCAAUAUCAAGAUGUACCCGGUGAUAUAUUCGAUGGUAAAACAAAAAGAAACGAAUUAGUUAUAAGAGUACAACCUGGCGAGGCAUUGUACGUAAAAAUGAUGACAAAAUCACCUGGUAUCACGUUUGAUAUGGAAGAAACGGAAUUAGAUCUCACGUAUGGUAAUAGAUACAAGGAUUUGAAAUUACCUGACGCUUAUGAAAGAUUGAUUUUGGACGUUUUUUGUGGAUCACAAAUGCAUUUUGUUCGUAGCGACGAACUUUACGAAGCGUGGAGAAUUUUUACACCUUUGUUACAUCAAAUUGAAAAUGAAAAAAUACAACCAAUUCCUUAUAAAUAUGGCUCUCGCGGACCAAAAGAAGCCGAUGACAAAGCAAAACAAAAUAAUUUUGCUUAUUACGGUUCCUACAAAUGGAUAUCUUCAUGAAGUAAUAUAGAACAUUAAGUUUAUAUCAUUGUGAAACUGAUAAGAAUAUAAAAACCAAUUUAUUAUUAUACAAUCUGUGAUUGUGAUCUAUCAAGAUUUUGUACAAUAAUUAAGAUGGCAUUUCUGUAAUUUUGUACACAGUAUUUAUGAAUCUUUCUACAUUGAUGACAUAUAUAUAUAUAUAUAUAUUUUGGUAUUACAGAGAGAUAUUUUCUUAUCUAUAUAUGUACGUGUACUCCUAUUUGUUAUAAAUGAAACUCCUUUCGCAAAAACGAGUUUAUUUAUUUCAGGGUGAAAGAUACAAAGCUAGUUUCUACUUAUGUCAUACUUUUAUUAAAUCUUGACAAUUUAAACAUUGUGCCAAUCACUUGAAAUAUAGAUAAUAUACAUGAGUUAAACAACAUAAAUGAGAGAGGGAGAGAGAUGUUAUCGGCUUGGCAUCAUUCGAUAGAGAAAGUUUACUCAUAUUUUUGUAUCUAAAAUUUUCCAAAUCUGUUAUUUUGAAUAUUAUGACAAGCCAAUUGUGAUGUGUAUAUAGUAUGAUACUAUACAUUUAAAUAUAGUGCUAUGUUAUUUC